ACGUGCAUGCGAGGAAAAGGGGGUUCCAAAUCGCCUACGCGAGUUUCCUGCCUAAAAACGUGCAUUCCACACAUUUUGCAACCUCCAAAGACCGCCUUUCUGUCGCGCACAUGAAAUAGCUAGUACCCGUGAACGACAUCAUUUGGAAUUAUCGCCAUUUUUAUAUAGAGAAAGUUGAAAGAAGGACGGUCGAAAUAAUGGAGCGUUGUCGAAGUUCGCUGAUGUUUUUGGUGUUGGGUGUGUUCGUUUCUGUUGGAUUCGUGCAGGUUUCAGGGAAAACACACAAGGAGGGAUAUUGCAUGUGGUACGGCCAGUGUGGAAAACGUACCGGCACAGAUCACCCACUGAACUGCUACAACAAUAUACCAGCUCCUGAACUAAAGGACCCAGAAGCCCUGUCUAUUCUCCAAGAGCUGUGUCCCCAUCUAGUCAAAGAGAAGACUCACACAUGCUGUAAUCUAGACCAGCUGAAGACUUUUCAGAACCAGACGAGUUUAGCAACACAGCUGAUGACCCGCUGCCCAGCUUGUUACCGGAACUUCCUCAAUUUAUACUGCGGAAUGACCUGUGACCCAAGUAACAGCUUGUACAUUGAUGAGGUCACAAUUCAGGAGUCUAUUGAGGAGACGAUUGAUGCCCUCAACUUUGCUGAGAAGGAAGCCGACGAUGGUCUCUCAGUAGUCGAGCCUUGGGUGGAUAGCGACCCAAAGAGCAACGCCAGCAUCCUAUCCAUCGUGUACUUCCUGCAGGAUGAGUUUAUGUACGGGAUGUACAACAGCUGUAAAGGGGUCAACUUCCCGAGCUCAAACGAGAAGAUUUACUCCCUUCUGUGUGGUCAGUCUGCCGAGACGUGCACCCCUCAGAAUCUGCUCGACUACAUGGGGAACAUCAACAACGGACAGACGCCGUUUAACAUCAAUUUCACCAUUAUACAAGGGAAUACACCCUUCCAACCGACCGCCAUGAAAGCCUAUGAGACUAAUGUCUUUCCUUGUUCACGGGCCAUCGAUAACUCCUCUCAACCCUGUAGCUGUCAGGACUGCUCUGCAGCAUGCCCGCCUGUCCCUCCAUACCCACAGCCUCCACCUCCUUUUACAAUCCUCGGCAUGGACGGCAUCAUGUUUAUCCUCAUCUGUGGCUACAGCGGCUUUGUCGUAACCUUCCUCCUGGCUGUUAUGAUAUCCUGCUGCUUGAACCACAUGCAGGCCCAACCAAGUCGCAGAGAAUUACUCAGCGUCAACGACGACGACAAAACACCAGUCCGUCCUUUAGUCUCCCAAGAAGACGUCGGCUGUCGGGAAAAAAUUGGUGCGGUCUUCCACCAGAAGCUGUCUGGUGGCUUCCAAUGGUGGGGGACAAAGUGUGCCCGUUAUCCCUUCUUUGUGAUUCUACUAGGUCUGAUUCUCGUGGUAGGCUUAUCCCUCGGCAUCCUGCUCCUUGAAGUGACGACGGACCCAGUCGAGCUCUGGUCUCCUCCAGAGAGCCGCUCCCGUCUGGAGAAGAACUAUUUUGACGAUCACUUUGGGCCGUUUUACCGCACUGAACAACUGAUCAUCACUGCCCCGUCAUAUAAUUACACAACAUUUCAAGCGAGUGGUAUCACUGUGAGACAUUGGUUUGGUCCUGUGCUUGAUCUUCGUGUUCUUAUUCAGGUACUGGACCUUCAGAACCAAAUAGCAGGAGUCACGGCAUUCUACGAGAAAGAAAACCGCACCAUCGGCCUUCAAGACAUCUGCUUCAAGCCAGAAGCACCAACCAAUAAUAACUGCACCAUCUUGAGCGUAUUGAACUACUGGCAGAAUGACAUAGAGAAACUCAACAGCUCUGUUAAAGAUGGCCCAUUCUUUGUCAUUGCUGACUACCACACUCAUCUGAUUUCCUGUCUAAGUGCGCCAGCAUCUAUUGAUGAUUCCACAGUGCAGCACUAUCCUUGUCUUGGGACUUAUGGUGGACCGAUCUUUCCUUGGACAGCAAUGGGGAGCUAUAAUGACAAGAUCUACAACAAUGCUUCCAGCCUCUCCAUUACGUUCCCCGUGAACAACUUCAAGACCGGUGACCCACGUCUAGAACCUGCGCUUCUUUGGGAGAAGGCUUUCCUGGACUUCAUGAAGAAUUACAGCAAUCCUGAUCUUGUCAUUGCGUAUCAGGCUGAGAGAUCUAUUGAGGAUGAGAUUAACCGAGAGAGUUUCUCCGAAGUGACCACGAUAGCCGGAAGCUACAUCCUGAUGUUUGGCUAUGUUGCCAUCGCUCUGGGAAAGUUCCCAUACCAUAGAAUGCACAGAAUCUUUGUUGAAUCAAAGAUAGUAUUGGGUCUGUCUGGUGUGCUGAUAGUGUUAGGUUCAGUAAGCUCCUCUAUUGGGCUGCUUGCCUAUCUUCAUGUUCCAGCUACUCUCAUCGUCAUGGAGGUGGUGCCAUUCUUGGUUCUAGCUGUUGGUGUCGAUAACAUCUUCAUUCUGGUCCAGAAAUACCAGAGGGAUCAACGCCUCCCGCAUGAAGAGAAAUAUCAUCAAGUAGGACGAGUCCUUGGGGAGGUUGCCCCAAGCAUGUUGCUGUCUAGUCUCUCAGAGUCUGUGGCUUUCUUUUUAGGUGCACUGUCCGUCAUGCCGGCUGUAAAGGCCUUCGCUCUCUAUGCUGCUGUGGCAGUCCUGAUCAACUUCAUUCUACAAGUCUCGGGCUUUGUUGCCUUCAUGUCACUCGAUGCAGGAAGAGAAGACAAAAAUCGGUUGGAUGUUUUAUGCUGCGUCAGCAUCAAGAGUUCCGGGAAAUCGGACAAGACUCCAGGGGUGCUCUAUCAGAUCUUCCAUAAGUUUUAUGCUCCCUUCCUCAUGGUCAGCGUCGUUAGAACUUUAGUGAUGCUGGUGUUUGUUUUCAUGGCAUGUUUCAGCGGCUACUCACUCACUAAGAUCAGUGUAGGAUUGGAUCAGAAACUCUCAAUGCCCCGAGAUUCCUACAUGCUAAACUACUUUGAGAACCUUGAAGAGCAUUUCAAUAGCGGUCCCCCGGUGUACUUUGUUCUACGUGAGGGCGUCAACUACACAGAUGUGGACAGCCAGGAUAAGAUUUGUGGAGCAUCGGGUUGUAACGCCGACUCGUUGACCACUCAGAUUUAUGUGGAUGCGCAGUUAACUAAUGUCACCUACAUUGCUAACCCAGCAACAUCAUGGAUUGAUGAUUUCUUCUCUUGGCUUGCCCCAUCACAAGGUGGCUCACCUUGCUGUAUGUACAACCCCAAAAAUGGAAAGUUCUGCCCAUCUACUGGACCGAGAGAGGGUUGCGUGCCAUGCCGUCAAUCAGGGAAGACCUUUGAGAGACCGACAGUUGAAGAAUUUGAGAAAUUUCUCCCAUUUUUCUUGGUGGACGAUCCUGGAGCAAAAUGCAGCAAAGGUGGUCAUGCUGCCUACGGAACAGCAGUUGUAUUUCCAAACGAUACCAAAGCGCACGUAGAAGCCUCAUAUUUCCAGAGUUAUCACUCGGUGCUUCGUGAUUCUGAUGACUUCACCAACGCUCUGAUCCAAGCUCGUAAAUCAGCAGACAACAUCACCGUCAUGAUGAACCAAACAGACCCUAACUUCAAUGUCUUUCCCUACAGUAUAUUCUAUGUUUACUACGAGCAGUAUAUCACCAUGGUCAACGACACGGCAACCAGUCUAGGAAUAGUCCUUGGUUCUGUCUUCAUCAUCACCUUCAUCCUCCUUGGCUUUGAUCUCUUCUCGGCCCUCAUUGUUGCCGUGACGAUCGCCAUGAUAACCAUCGACAUGCUGGGCAUGAUGUACUGGUGGAGUAUUGAUCUGAAUGCAAUCUCAUUGGUCAAUCUGAUCAUGUGUGUUGGUAUCUCUGUGGAGUUCUGUUCUCACAUUGUACGUGCCUUUGCCAUCAGUACCAAAGGGAACCGUGUAGAGAGGGCUAAGGAUGCUCUCACUCACAUGGGAAGCUCGGUUCUGAGUGGCAUCACCUUUACCAAGAUCUGUGGCAUCUUCGUUCUUGCCUUCUCAAAGUCACAGCUGUUUGAGAUCUUCUACUUUAGGAUGUAUCUUGGAAUGGUUGUGUUCGGAGCCACCCAUGGACUGAUCUUCCUCCCAGUACUUCUAAGUUAUAUAGGACCUGGACUUAACAAUGCCAAACUCCUUGAGGAGCAAGAGACAGCACCAAUCCCGCCUCCCUCUUCAAGCAGUGAGACAGCCAAACCAUCCGGUGAUGGACUAUUUCCAAGUCGACCCUCGUCGGAGCGUUCUCCACUUAUACCCAGCCGAGACUCGCAAGGAUAUUUUUACGCUUAAAAAAGUAAAUAGUGAGUUAGUUUGUUUGAUAUGACUUUAUACGUGUCCUGCCACGCCUUGAGCAGCCUUUUUAUUAUUGGAGAUCAAUCUGUCUCACAAUUAAGGGGCACCUACGUUAUGUACAUAAGGAAAUUGUGUGUUUUGAAAUGUGUAAAGGGAACCCAAGCCAAUCUCAAAGUUUGGUGGACUAUUGGAUUCCAUUUUGAGUAAGUUAGAGUGCGCACCAUGGUUAAAUAAAGGUUGACUAUUUUGACUUGAACCUAGGCUGGUCGACCAUUGGUUGACUACUGUGGUCGACCAUUUGGAACCAGCCUAAGGACCAUGGUUUCUUCCGUGGUCCCGAAAGGUUACAUGUGUAAAGUGCAGAAGGGAACCAGUGACACUAUAGCUAAAAUGCAAUGGAAGUGUUAAGUACAUGAAGCGAUGGUUGCCCUAGACUUACAUUUGAGUCAUUCGAGUAAGUGCUUCACUGCGCAUGUACAUUGCUGGUCAGUAGUCGACUAAAACUUGCCCUAUGUUGUGGUUUAGUUUGUCAUGGUUAAAAUAAGUAAAAGUAACCUUCAAAGGUAGGGUCACAGAUGGGAUUUUGUAGUGCUUUUUUGUAUAAAAAUUAUAGAAAGAUAUAAUAAAAGUCACAGGAGAAAUUUUGAGCUGAAAACAUUGCCUACAUGCUAAGAAAAUGGCAUAACACUUGAAUCCAUCAAACUACCUACUCUGGCCGCAGCAUUUGCAAUCAGACACCAAUAUUUAGAAAUGUUUGAGAAAUAAUUCAUGCAUGAAUCGU
Messenger RNA from Asterias rubens (European starfish), 5061 nucleotides. Its product is annotated as NPC intracellular cholesterol transporter 1-like. NCBI's taxonomy places the organism in Eukaryota, Metazoa, Echinodermata, Asteroidea, Forcipulatida, Asteriidae. The transcript is spliced from 20 exons. The record is from RefSeq and is a predicted model, not a curated record. Gene Ontology annotation, molecular function: lipid carrier activity. Bases 198 to 4277 code for a protein of 1359 amino acids. Gene Ontology annotation, cellular component: membrane.